Sus scrofa (pig) is the source of this 2708-nucleotide messenger RNA. RefSeq names its product enhancer of zeste 1 polycomb repressive complex 2 subunit (gene EZH1). The record is from RefSeq and is marked validated. Gene Ontology annotation, biological process: heterochromatin formation. Gene Ontology annotation, molecular function: chromatin binding; histone H3K27 methyltransferase activity; protein binding. Gene Ontology annotation, cellular component: ESC/E(Z) complex; nucleus. Lineage: Eukaryota; Metazoa; Chordata; Mammalia; Artiodactyla; Suidae.
GGCUCGGGAUGGAGGCUGAGCAUUUGUUUUGCCUUUGAGUCUUGCCAUUCCUCUGAAGAACAGAAGACACUUAUAAAACUCUACACUUUGCCUUGCACUCUAUAAGCAAAAUGGAUAUACAAAAUCCCCCAACUUCCAAAUGUAUCACAUACUGGAAGAGAAAAGUUAAAUCUGAAUACAUGCGACUUCGGCAGCUUAAACGGCUUCAGGCAAAUAUGGGUGCAAAGGCUCUAUAUGUAGCAAAUUUUGCAAAAGUUCAAGAAAAAACCCAGAUCCUCAAUGAAGAAUGGAAGAAGCUUCGUGUCCAACCUGUUCAGUUGAUGAAGCCCGUGAGUGGGCAUCCUUUUCUCAAAAAGUGUACCAUAGAGAGCAUUUUCCCGGGAUUUGCAAGCCAGCAUAUGUUAAUGAGGUCUCUGAACACAGUUGCAUUGGUUCCCAUCAUGUAUUCCUGGUCCCCUCUUCAGCAGAACUUUAUGGUAGAAGAUGAGACCGUUUUGUGCAAUAUUCCCUACAUGGGCGAUGAGGUGAAGGAAGAAGAUGAGACUUUCAUUGAGGAGCUGAUCAAUAACUACGAUGGCAAAGUCCAUGGUGAAGAAGAGAUGAUUCCUGGCUCUGUGCUGAUUAGUGAUGCUGUUUUCCUGGAGUUGGUAGAUGCUCUGAAUCAAUACUCGGAUGAGGAGGAGGACGGGCACAAUGACAACUCAGAUGGAAAGCAAGAUGACAGCAAAGAAGAUCUGCCAGUAACGAGAAAGCGAAGACAUGCUAUUGAAGGCAACAAAAAGAGUUCCAAGAAGCAGUUUCCAAACGACAUGAUCUUCAGUGCGAUCGCCUCCAUGUUCCCUGAGAACGGCGUCCCGGAUGACAUGAAGGAGAGGUAUCGAGAACUCACAGAGAUGUCAGACCCCAACGCUCUUCCCCCUCAGUGCACCCCCAACAUCGAUGGCCCCAAUGCCAAGUCCGUGCAGCGGGAGCAGUCUCUGCACUCCUUCCACACACUUUUCUGCCGGCGCUGCUUUAAAUACGACUGCUUCCUUCAUCCUUUUCAUGCCACCCCUAAUGUAUAUAAACGCAAGAACAAAGAAAUCAAGAUUGAGCCAGAGCCAUGUGGCACAGACUGCUUCCUUUUGCUGGAAGGAGCAAAGGAGUACGCCAUGCUCCACAACCCUCGCUCCAAGUGCUCAGGGCGUCGCCGGCGAAGGCACCACGUGGUCAGCGCUUCCUGCUCCAACACUUCAGCCUCUGCUGUGGCUGAGACUAAAGAAGGGGACAGUGACAGGGACACUGGCAAUGACUGGGCCUCCAGUUCUUCAGAGGCUAAUUCUCGCUGUCAGACCCCCACAAAGCAGAAGGCUAGUCCAGCCCCACCUCAGCUCUGCGUAGUGGAAGCGCCCUCAGAGCCCGUGGAGUGGACCGGGGCUGAAGAAUCUCUUUUUCGAGUCUUCCAUGGCACCUACUUCAACAACUUCUGUUCGAUAGCUAGGCUUCUGGGGACUAAGACAUGCAAGCAGGUCUUCCAGUUCGCAGUGAAAGAAUCACUUAUCCUGAAGCUGCCAACAGAUGAGCUCAUGAACCCCUCGCAGAAGAAGAAGAGAAAGCACAGGAUCUGGCAUUGCCGUGAGCUGUGCUUGUCCUGUGUCUUCUUUCCUUUCCCAGAUAACUCCUCCACCCAAGUGUACAACUACCAACCGUGCGACCACCCGGACCGCCCCUGUGACAGCACCUGUCCCUGCAUCAUGACUCAGAAUUUCUGUGAGAAGUUCUGCCAGUGCAACCCUGACUGUCAGAAUCGCUUUCCUGGCUGUCGCUGUAAGACCCAGUGCAAUACCAAGCAGUGCCCAUGCUACCUGGCGGUGCGAGAGUGUGACCCCGACCUGUGUCUCACCUGUGGUGCCUCAGAGCACUGGGACUGCAAGGUGGUUUCCUGUAAGAACUGCAGCAUCCAGCGCGGCCUCAAGAAGCACCUGCUGCUGGCCCCCUCAGAUGUGGCCGGAUGGGGCACCUUCAUCAAGGAGUCUGUGCAGAAGAAUGAAUUCAUUUCUGAAUACUGUGGUGAGCUCAUCUCUCAGGAUGAGGCUGAUCGACGAGGGAAGGUCUAUGACAAGUACAUGUCCAGCUUCCUCUUCAACCUCAACAAUGAUUUUGUGGUGGAUGCUACCCGGAAAGGAAACAAAAUUCGAUUUGCAAACCACUCAGUGAACCCCAACUGUUAUGCCAAAGUGGUCAUGGUGAAUGGGGAUCAUCGGAUUGGGAUCUUUGCCAAGAGGGCAAUUCAAGCUGGCGAAGAGCUCUUCUUUGAUUACAGGUACAGCCAAGCUGAUGCCCUCAAGUACGUGGGGAUCGAGAGGGAGACCGAUGUCCUUUAGGCCGCCUGGGCCCCACACCAGCGCUUAUGGUAGCGGCACUGUCCUGCUUUCAUGCACACACCACUGCUGCUCGGAGUUUCCUGCACUGUGUGUCUCCCACACCGAGAAACCCCCACCUGCCCCAUCUAGUGAGGCCUCUGCUGUGUCCAGUGGGGACAGAACUAUUUCAGUGAGAGGGGAGACGGAGGCAGCUAGGGCUUGGGCUCCCGGGAGAGAGAGUCGCACAAGUGGGAGACUGCAUCUCAGGCCUCGGAGGAGGAGCGCACAGGCUGGGGGCGGGUAGCUUAGGCUUAAGUUCUUAUCAGCUGCCCAGGCCACGGGCCUCAGGAAUCAACUUGGACAGCU